AUGGGUAAGGCUAGGAGUAACAGUGGGAAGAAUAAGAACACUCGCAUUCCGAAGCUCAAGGUUUUAGUAGAAAAGCUGCAAUGGAUCCUAUCCUUGGGUCCAUUGAAAUUGAAUUGUUCGACAUCAGAGGCUGCGAACGUUGAGCAAGGUCAAUUUGCAGUGAUGGCUGUACACGGGGAAGAAGAGAAGCGAUUUGUGGUGCCGUUGAGCUAUUUGACACACCCAAAUUUCUUGAAGCUGUUGGAGCAGGCAGCUGAGGAGUAUGGUUUUAAUUACAAGGGUGCAUUAACGGUUCCUUGCCAUCCAAGCGAGCUCGAGAAGAUUCUAAAUAAUGAGCAGUGGCCGGAAGAAUUGAAGUGA
Rosa rugosa (rugosa rose) is the source of this 360-nucleotide messenger RNA. Its product is annotated as auxin-induced protein 6B-like. The transcript has a single exon. Gene Ontology annotation, biological process: response to auxin. NCBI's taxonomy places the organism in Eukaryota, Viridiplantae, Streptophyta, Magnoliopsida, Rosales, Rosaceae. The record is from RefSeq and is a predicted model, not a curated record. The coding region runs from base 1 to 360 and encodes 119 amino acids.